Hypanus sabinus (Atlantic stingray) is the source of this 6387-nucleotide messenger RNA. It is a transcript of the gene ttll4, whose product is annotated as tubulin tyrosine ligase-like family, member 4. Gene Ontology annotation, molecular function: tubulin binding; tubulin-glutamic acid ligase activity. Gene Ontology annotation, cellular component: cilium. The record is from RefSeq and is a predicted model, not a curated record. The transcript has 19 exons. Bases 325 to 3663 code for a protein of 1112 amino acids. NCBI's taxonomy places the organism in Eukaryota, Metazoa, Chordata, Chondrichthyes, Myliobatiformes, Dasyatidae. Gene Ontology annotation, biological process: protein polyglutamylation; microtubule cytoskeleton organization.
CUGGGCGCCGGCUGAGUUGACGGUGAAUUAGCGGCGGGAAUGGAGUGAAGAAAAGAGCCCCGGCGGUGGCUUACUGGCAAUGCGUGGCGGCGGGGCCGGGUGCGCGGGAGCUGGAGGCACAGCACGGCCCCCGGCUGGACGGGGAGGAGCUCGGAGCCAGGCCCAGCCCCCGGGCCCGGCGGUGCUUCCUGCUGUGGCCGGGUGGAGGCCCCACGCCGGCUGACAGUCGGGUGGAGAGCGCCGAUAGGUUCACUGAAGGGGUUUUCUGUCUUCCAAUUUCACAGCUCCCAUUGUUUGCUUGCGUUGUGACUAAAAUGGCAGUUCAUGGCCUCGUCCAAGAGUGAGGAGUGUGCUACAGAUCCCAGUUCUAAGAACUACCACAAAACUUUGAGCUCGAACAUAAAACCCUUCAGUGCUUUUCAAACGCAGGAGUGUAGGCCAUCUUAUUCUGUUGCCCAGCACCCACUAUGGGAAUGGGGUGGUUACCAUGUGAUUGUACCUGUAAGAAAAAAAAAUGCUUGCUUUGGAAUAUCUCAUCGUGUUCCUUCUCACUCCUAUCCUGCUAUGACAGGAGGUAAUGGCAGACUAACAAUGCCAAGUUCCUACAGUGGUUUUCAUUCUAAUGUUUUGGUUAGCCCUUUUGAAACCUCCUCAAUUUAUGAUCGAACUAAUCACAACUACAGAUCGUAUCAGAGGCUCGAGUCCCUUGGUUCACGGCUCAGUGGGCUAGGAAAUAGAACAAUAGCAUCUUCAUCAUGUUUUAAUGGAUUUAUCCAUUCAAUUCCUUCCAGAGCAACCUCUUGUGACAGCCUAAUGAAAUUGAACAGUGGUAUUUCACCUAUUACACACCAUUAUAAUUCUUACAGUGCAGGUUGCGAGCCUGUGUCCAUGAGCAAAAAUAAUCCUAAUCAUAUAGGUAAAUCUACUUCACUCUAUCGGAAACCAUUGUUAAACACUAAUGCAUUUAUGAGACCUACCAGUGCCAAAGUGCCUUUGCACCAGAAAUGGGAAAAAAGCCCCAAACCUAUGACUUCACAUGGUAACAAUGAGUUUGGAGAUGCUGAAAGCCUGGCUAAAUACAAUGGGAUCAGUGCCAAGGUCUCCCCUGGAAGUCCUGUUCGCCCUAACACAGAGGGUAAAAUUGAGCGACCCGUUCAUCAAAAUGAACAUUUCCGUAAUAACUUGAAGAGUGCUAUCAAACUAACAAAGAGCAUCCCUGGUGAUCCAGAGUUAAAAUUUACUGAAGCUGUGAAAAGAUCUUCAGAAGACCGCAUUCCAAAGAAUAAUGUCCAUGAGCGAUGUGUGACUUUUUCUAAAGAAACUGAAGGCUUGUCUUCCCAAGGUAUUCACCUUCACAAUGUUACAUACAACAGUGCUGGGGGAAUAUUUAAAAGAACUGUACCAAAUCUCAUUAAGGAGAGUAAUUUACAGUCAGCCUUGAAGUCUGAGUAUGUAUAUACCAAUGGUAACUUGGAACGUCCAGUUCAAGAAAACAGUACAAGUAAAGAAAAUACCAUCACUAGUUGUAGCAAAACAUCUGGUGUUUUGUCCACCAGUAUGAACAUCCACAAUAAUAGCCCGGUCACCUUACCAGAGAACAUUGGUAUGCAUCAGGGAUCUGACCAUACAAAGAAACAAUUGAUCUUUUCCACCCCCAAAGCUAAUGUUGGCUCACUCACACUUCAGAUAGCUGCCAUGCAGCUCAGGCCUGGAAACAAAAUUGUUACAGAUCCAGAAAACUCCAAGACCGAGGCAGAUUCUCAGGACUCAGAUGUUGACAUUGAAGGGGAAGACUUUGCAGAUGAUUUGGAAGAUGCCAGCAGCCAGGACUGUGAUGAAGAGUCUGAGUGUUCAACGAUUGCAGAUUCUUGUUCUACGAUGUCAGUGGACGAUUCAACCAAGAUGAAUUUUAAUGAAGCAAUGCCUGAGUCUCCUGAUAUAAAGAAUGCUUUUGAUGUUGGGUGUAAACAUCAAGUUGCUAAGCCAGCAUUAAUAAAAAGCCUGUUUCAUGAUAUGCCUUUGAUGAUUUACUUUGGGACACCGAAUGAGAAAAUCGAACAGUUGCCAAGGGAGCAAAGGAAGCAAAUGAAAUGGAAGAUGUCAGCUGUAACCCCCAUAGUUGUGAAAAACACUGUAGCCAGAUCCCACUUCAAAAUCACUAAAAGAUCGUACGAUUGGUUGGGUUGCUGGGGACACCAUAUGAAGUCACCACUUUUCAAAACUCUCCGGGAGCAUCAGAAGCUGAAUCACUUUCCAGGAUCAUUUCAAAUUGGGCGCAAGGAUCGCCUGUGGCGUAACCUACUGAAAAUGCAGGUACGAUUUGGGAAAAGAGAGUUCAACUUUUUUCCACAAUCCUUCAUCCUCCCUCAUGACAUCAAACUGCUGAAGAGUGUCUGGGCAGAGGGCUCUACCAAACAGAAAUGGAUCAUCAAACCACCUGCAUCUGCAAGAGGAAUUGGGAUCCAAGUCAUUCACAAGUGGAAUCAGAUCCCAAAGAAGCGGCCUCUGCUGGUUCAGAAAUACUUACACAAACCCUACCUCAUUGGUGAGAGUAAAUUUGAUUUGAGAAUUUAUGUCUACGUAACCUCGUAUGAUCCUCUUAGGAUAUACAUGUUUACAGAUGGCCUGGUCCGUUUUGCAAGCUGCAAGUAUUCAUCUUCCAUGAAGACGCUUGGUAACAAAUUUAUGCAUCUCACAAACUACAGUGUAAAUAAACUAAAUGCGGAAUACAAACCCAAUUGUAGUGAAAAGCUUUGUCAAGGACAUAAGUGGAGUCUUAAAGCACUGUGGGUGUAUCUGACUCAAAAGGGAGUGAAGAUUGAAAAAUUACAGGAGCAACUGAAGGAUGUGAUCAUUAAAACUAUCAUAUCGUCUGAGUCUUAUGUGAACAGCCAGAUAAACUUGUAUGUAAAGAAUCGUUAUACCUGCCAUGAACUGUUUGGAUUUGACAUAAUGCUUGACGAGAACUUGAAGAUGUGGGUUCUGGAAGUCAACAUUUCACCAAGUCUGCACUCAAAUUCUCCAUUGGACAUUAACAUCAAGGGGCAGAUGAUAAGUGAUCUUCUGAAUCUAGCUGGAUUCAUUAUCCCUCAAAAAGAUGUAACGCCAAAUCUCACAAAAAGUACAUCAGCAACCAGGCCAAAAAGUAGUGAACUUUCACCAGAUGAGAAGCUGAAGCGGGUAUAUUACCUGAGUCAGAAAUCGCCAUCCAAGGAUUUCUAUUCCACUCUGUUGGACAUCCUCACCCCUGAAGAUAUUCGGAUGUUAAUGGAGUCAGAGGAUGAGUACAAUCGUCGGGGACAAUUCGAACGGAUCUUCCCCUGCCUGUUGUCCUCACGCUAUCUCCGAUUUUUUGAACAGCCCCGGUAUUAUAACAUCUUGCUUGACCUGUGGGAGCAAAAGUACGGCCGGAACAGGCAGGAAGGAAUAGAAAUGCUGCAAGAACUGAGUUAUAGAAGAGUUCACUUGGGAUUAUCAGUUAAUCCUGCACAUGUUUGGCAUGCACCCAAAAAUAACUUUUCUCCAAAGGUAGAUGUCAGCCAGAAUGGAGUGCGCAAGCUGAACUCUUCCUCUGAGAGUCAAAGUUCACCACAAAGCACAGCCAUGAAGCAAGAAUCCAAUCCAUCACCACAGAAGCAGUUAGCCACUCAACAGCUGACCUGAGAGCUGUCGAACAAGCUGCUACCACAGAUGGCCAGCAGAGUCGUACUCGUUUUCCCGCCAAUCCCUUUCUGCUGGCAGAACCUACAGUCAAUUCCUGAGAACUUGAUUUCUAAGUCUACCUCAGCUGAGGAAGAGGUCAAGGAGAGCAAGGAAGUUAACCCUUUGUCAUGUGCAGACUUGUUCUCCGGACCGUAUUUGUUAAGCACAGAACCUCUUCAAUUCAGGACCUGGCGUUAACACCAGUUGUUUACUAUGUUAUGACAGUGCAAACUAUGCAUCUAUAUGAGUGCUAGCCUUAAGGAAAUGCUGAAUUAAUGUACAGAAAUUUUACCAGCUUCCUGCGGCACUCCACUCCACUCCUCGUUUGGCUGAUGUUAGAAAACAACUAACCUCUUGAUAAUCCUCUGUUUCGGAUGAACGCAAGUGCUACUUCUCCUGUUAUACUGUUAUACAGUAUUUAAAAUGGCCUUGCAAUUGGGCUGUAAAUUCUUGUGCUGAACAAAAUUGUUGAUCUAUGCCACCAAGAAUGACUUUGAAGUGACGUGAUAGAAGUGUUUUAUGACAUGCCCAGUGAAUAUUUGCAAGAUGUGUAAUGUUAAUUCUCAUUUAUCAUUAAGAUUCAAUGCAAACUUCCACUGCUGUUUUCUCUUCCAUACCUCACUGUGCAAGCAUCGCUGUGUGACCUGUCAUUGACUUAGUGUCUUGUGUGAUUUGAAGAUUAUCAUUCUUUUAUGCCAAAAAGCCCUCAAGGUCUAAUGUUGCCUUACAGCUAGAAGUUUCUCGCAAAAUAUUACUUUAGAAUUUUGUAAAAACUGCAAUGUUUGCAGAAACAGUUUACAGCAUCUGGUGAACAGUCUUGCACCAUGACUGCCUUAAUCAGUUGGUAACCAGUUGUUUUCUUUUUACAGGCUUUAAGAUCUGAGCUAAAUGACUGAUUAGUCUGAGAGUAGCAUUUGUGAUGACUUGAUAAAUGAUUUGUGUUUUCUGUACCCACUCGAACACACCCAGUCUUGUCAAAGUUAGAGUGUAUCAGUGGGUGAUAAUGGGAUGGGAAUAGUUCUGUUGCAAAGUCUUGACCAUAGAAAAGAAUGGGAAAAGGAUUUUAAUAGAAAAGAAUACACUGUGUAUUAACCAUCAGGUUAUGUUAACCUUGUUUGUGUCAUCUUCCUACGUGAGAUUUUGUACACAAACAACUGAACUCACUUGGGAGAGCAGGUUUCUGCCCAGAACGUUGGUCUUUACCUCUCAAAAGUUGAAUAAGUUCCUUCAUUUCAGUGAGCAGUUCUCACCUCUUUCUACCUAGAGAAAGUAUUGUCUCUAAUCUCCAUCUUUCAGUUGCAUGUUAUCAGAAGGUCAAUAUGGUGACCUGGAUAAACUGUCCCAACUAAUUUUGAGAGGAGUUGAUUUGACUGCUUGUUCUUGGAUGUACAAAAUGGCUAAAUUCUAUUGUGAGCAUUCGUACCCUCCCUCCCUUCAGGACAAAUGGUUCCAACUUCUAGUAUUAAUCAACCCUUAUGUGCAUACAUACAAAGUGCCUUGAAGAGUGAAGUGCCUCAUCCAAAAUUUUUUUUUAUUCUGUCACCCUAGGCAUUAAAAAGUGUGCCUUGUGUCCCAAUUCUGAUUGGUUGUAAAAGACUUAACCAUGUUGACCCUUCCAAAUGUAAUGAGAUGUUUUCCUCUCCCAUCGCCCCCACAAGGUUGUUUUGUUUUUACCUGUAUCCCUAUCAUUACGAAAGCUGAAGGAAUCCACGAAACACUUGGUCCAACUUGCUUCCUGCUGAAGCUUUUGGGAACACUUUAGCUGAUGGAGAUAAGCAUACUGAAGUUUGUGCAGUGAUGGGCUGCAGUUUCCUUUUGCUGGUGUUUCUGUAGCCUUUAGAAAAUGCUGGGAUUGCAAUAAAACUCCACAGCUGAUCUCAUAAACAAUGAUAAUUUUAUUAGAAAUGAUGAAAGAAUAGAACCAUUACUACCAUCAGAUUGAUUUCAUCGUCAUCUUUAACAUGUCUUGUGCUUACUCUAGUUUUAACGUUUACAAUAUACCUAUGAACCAGGGGUCAAACUAGCUCUGACUAGUAAAAGAACAACUAAUUAGCAAAGCAGUGGAUAUCCCUCAUGGGGUGCCUGCUCAGUCCACUUGGUUUAAUAAUAAUAAGCCUGUUGGUGCAAGAGCAAUUAGUGAUUGUCACCACUUGGAGCCCUUUAUUUCCCCCAUAACAGAAUCAGUCAAACUUCCAUCAUGGCAAUAAUUUGAAUAAGUUUCAGAACAUCUGUGUGCAUAUUAAUUACAGAUUCCUAAGGCUAAAGACUGAAAUGUGGUACUGCUUUAAACAUUAGAUUCUUAAUAAUAUUUAACAGUAAAAGGGUUGAAUCUACACCAUUUUUACAUGUAUCUGUAUUAAAUUUUAUACAGCUGGAAUGGUUUGAUAUUUUUCCAGUGUCUAUGAAGGACUAUAUGGGUAAUCCUGUAAAGAGCUGCGUCUCGCCUACAUCAGCCCGUUCAUGAAAGGAAUUAUUUACAAGACUGGAAGGUCUCUCAAAUUUUCAAAAUGGUUCAGCCUUUGGUUUCUCCGCCGCUAGCUCUGCACUUACCUCCAGCUGCAGGAGCCACUGUUCCAAUAAACAUAUGGAGAUGUGCACUAGUUACAAGCUGUGAUGCCAUUUUGUAAUAAUUCAAAAAUCUGUUCAACACACAACAGAUUUUAAAAAUCAUUAAUAAAGAGAACU